AUGGCACGUCCAUCGCAAGGUUGGUGGCUAAAACUAGCCAAUAUACUUGGCUUUUUGCUAUUUACGGCAUCGAGUCUUUAUACGAAGUUUACCGAUAAGGACCGUGUAGGUGCGCCUGUGGACACAUACUUGAGCCCCGCGCCAUGGUUUUUUGACACAUGGUACUGCAUCAAUGCAUUGUUUUUUGGCAUGGUCAUGUACCAAUAUUCUCCAAGUGGUAGCACAAUUAUUGUUGAAGUGCUUGGCUGGAAAGUACCUUUUUUAUUUGUGCUAAACGCGCUGUGUGGCACAGGCUACGCGUUCCACAAGGUACACCUAUUUCGUCUGCUUGCGUUUGCCGUGCUGUGUCUUUGUGCGGUAAUUGUGAGCGAACUAUAUGGGUCAUUAAGGACAGGGCCGGAGCCUGUGACAUGGCUCGAUGCGCUCCUGAUCCGCGUGCCGUUGUCCAUGUAUCACGCAUUCAUCACCGUCAUAUUUUUCUCUGCUGCGCUUGGCGUGAUUGGCGCGGAUACGAGUAACAACGCUGGAAUUCUGACCAAGCUGUUUGUACUUGUGGUUUUAUUUUUUCUACAGAGCGCAGCUGCGGCAUACGUGUUCUUUGGAAACGUCGACGUUGUCGGCGCGUUUGUUAUCUCCCUGGGCAUUUUUGCGAUUUUCCAGCAUCAGAAGGGCUCCACCUUUAUCCGCUGGUCCGCAUUCGUGCUCCAGGGAACGUCACAAGCAUUGCUCGCUCAGCGCGACGCGCCCAACGGCACGGACGAAGAAGCGACUCCGCUAGUCCAGUGA
Malassezia vespertilionis is the source of this 786-nucleotide messenger RNA. RefSeq lists its product as uncharacterized. The record is from RefSeq and is a predicted model, not a curated record. The coding region runs from base 1 to 786 and encodes 261 amino acids. Lineage: Eukaryota; Fungi; Basidiomycota; Malasseziomycetes; Malasseziales; Malasseziaceae. The transcript has 2 exons.